Colletotrichum scovillei is the source of this 4000-nucleotide messenger RNA. RefSeq names its product endonuclease/Exonuclease/phosphatase. Gene Ontology annotation, biological process: phosphatidylinositol dephosphorylation. The transcript is spliced from 2 exons. NCBI's taxonomy places the organism in Eukaryota, Fungi, Ascomycota, Sordariomycetes, Glomerellales, Glomerellaceae. The coding region runs from base 700 to 2223 and encodes 507 amino acids. The record is from RefSeq and is a predicted model, not a curated record. Gene Ontology annotation, molecular function: phosphatidylinositol-4,5-bisphosphate 5-phosphatase activity.
UGUCGUGCAUCACGAUAAAAGUUUCCCAUCCUACACCAACAUUUGCCAUCUGCAAAGCUGAACUGGACUCUCUCAGGUGAGUACAUGACGAGUGUUGGGACGUCGGGGGGUAUCAGGGAUGUUCCCCAACCUGAAAGACUCCUUAUUCCCUCCCCUUAACUUCAUAAUCAUCAUCUUGUAGCUUGCACAUGAAGUUGGCUUUGGCAUUUGGCCGUCUCUGCCUCUAUGUGAGUUUCUGGCAAGAAUCAAGCUUGGGAGCGGGGCAGUUGGCGUGAGCUUGUCUCGUUCUGAUCAAUGCCAUUUGAAAGCUACUGGGCAGCUACCGGGCAGCUAGCGCGUGGCUGAGUGAGUGUUGACCGCACUUGCAACCACCAAGCAACACCUCUCAGGCGAUCCUGCCAAACCAUCUUGGUGAGGACGACAAGGGACAACGUCAAGUGGUCUUAAGUCGUGUGCGCUCUUGCCAACUCUGUGGUCUCCCCCUACAUCUACUACUCGAAUUCUUCUUCAUACUCUCCCAACAUUCACUCAGUUUUAUCACUUUGUCUCGUGAACUUCCCAGCUCGUCAUAGCUAUUGUGCUCUAAGAAAGAGGAGGGGUAGAGAGCUGACUAACAAGGUAGACCACCUCUAGCCGAGUAAUCCCAGCACACCAACUUGAUAAUCGUCAUCGGCGGCUAUUACCUCCGACAGAGCUUCGAUGGCGACCCUUGUCGACGUCAACUCCACCGCACCCGCCGACAAGAUGGCUCCCUCGACGCUCGACCUGUUCAUGUUGACGUUCAAUUGCGCCAAGAACUUUAUCGACACUCACGUCUUUGCGUCAAACCUCCACACAGCUUUCAAGCAGAGCGCCUCUCCCCUCCCAGAGGUUGUUGUCUUCUCCUUACAAGAAUUCGCGCCGUUAUCGUACUCUUUCAUCGGCGGCUACUUUCUCAGCCCGUACCUCACGCGCUUCGAGGAAGCCCUGAACCUCGCUGCGACCAGAUACACCAACGAAAGUCCCACCUCGGACGCCGACAGUCACGAUGGAGCCGACGAUGAGACGAUACUGGUCAAGCCCACCGCCCCUACACCUGUGCGACCUUACACCUUGAUACGGACUCGUAAUGUCGGUAUGACGGCCAUUAUGCUCUUUGCGCGGAACCCCGAGUCGAUCCUGCGUGUGCAGGAGGCGGAGGUGGGCUUUGGCGCUGCAGAAAUGGGCAACAAGGGCGCAGUGGCGCUCAGAGUCUUGUAUGAGGGCACGACGACCGAAGGUGGAAAAAAGGAGACGGAGCUCACCUUCGUAGCUACGCACCUUGCGGCAAUGGAGUGGAAUCUGCCGAGGCGAAAUGCCAACUGGGCGACCAUCAUGCGUGGCCUGACGUUCGAGAACCCGGAAGAUAUCCUGCAUCCGAAGAAGAACAAGCCAACCACCCCUACACAGGGAGAGGGCCAGGCCGAAGGUGCCAGAGACGAAGCAGUGCACUUGUUGCACGACGAGCAUCAAGCACAAACGCUCGCACUUCAGGAACGACUACAGGAGAUAUCCGUCUUCAAGCCAAGCUCCCAUCUUUUUGUCGGCGGCGACCUCAACUAUCGCAUCUCAACAACGAGCCCGCCGCCAAUGGCGACAUUUCCCAGCCUCGACCCCGAGAGCGAACACCAUUACUCCCGCUUCUUCGCCUUGGAUCAGCUCACGAGAGAACGACAGGCAGGACGCACGUUGCACGGCAUGAGCGAGGCAGAAGUCAAGUUCCCGCCAACCUACAAAUACAACGUCCUGCCCGCGGACGACACCCGCCUGAAGGUUGAUGGUGUGGAGGACGUGCCUUGGGUGUUUGCGCCUCACCGAUACCCCGGCUGGACAGAUCGCAUCUUGUACCUGGACGUCCCUUCGUGGGUCAAGACCAAGCCACAAAAGGUCGACGUCAAGAUCUACGAUGCCAUGCCUGUCGUCCGCAGCUCAGAUCACAGGGCCGUUUUCCUGAGAGCUGCCGUUCCCCUCCUCACCGAGAAGGAGCUGGCCCGCUCAUCGACGGAAGCCCCGACGUCCAAUGCGGUAGAUCCUCGCCUCGUUCUCCCGGUAGCCAUCGACCCCGAGGCCUGGGAGCGACGUGCGGCAGCAAGACGGAAGGAAGUUCUUGUUGGCUGGAGCAUGUUCCUGUGGUCUACUAAGCAGGGGGCUAUGAUACUAGCCACGCUGUUGGCCGUGGGCGCAGGUAUUUGGUGGCUGAGCUGAGCUGCGCUGAGCUAAAGGCUUGAGCCGGCAAUGCAGCAUAGAGGGAGGCGAUUCGCAGUGGAGCUUAAAGAUAUACCCUGGCCUUGUUUGUCGUUUGGAGCUUCAUGUACGUACACGUUAAACGCGAAGGAUUCGGGGAUGGCUCCCAGCGAUGGGCGGGGUUGAAGGAACCGCGAGCGGGUUUUUGGUUUUUUAGAGCGGAGCAUUAGUUACAACGCAUCAUGAACUCGAACUGAACUAUAGAUCCGAUCAAAGAUUUUUCGGUUCUCGUAUAUGAGUACCCUUGACCGAUGUUUGACUGCUAUCCGAUCUUAGUAGCUCAGCCACAAUUGACUUGGUUCAGUAUCUUAUAUCAAUAAGAUCAUGAGCCAAUCAGACCAAGAUGAACGGUCAGCUUCUUUAGUCGAGCGAGCAAGGGAGGUAGGCGCGCCAUGCCAUGGCAUAUCCGGCUGACACGGGGCGCGAGUCAAAGUGUUUCCGACAGAAUGGAAAGGUGCUCGUCUUCGUCAGCGGCGUCGUGGCGUUUCGAGACGGCGUGUGUGCGUGUGUGUGUGUUUCCCAGACCACCGGGACGCGGGUCGAAGACCGGGACUUGAGAUGGGGCUUGCAAGGGUUAUCCCGAGAAUGGUUUAACGGGCAGCUCGAGACGAGGGUUUCUUUUGUUCAGAUUGCAGAGAAGGGAGGGAAGAGAGAGGAAAAGGACAAAAAGGAGUAGAGAAGGGUCCCGGGUUGUUUAUUCACGGUCACUUCCCGGUGGUGGGAGAUGGAAAAGAACUGCUCCGGGCGUUGAUGUUGCUCUCGAGUCUUGCAAGAUCGCAGACCUUUUCUUAGCCGCGCGUCUCCGUGGAAGCCCUCGUCCAUGAAUCUGAGAACUGUAUCCGUUGGAGAACAAACCCGGACUGUGUGACAAUGACUUGUGUUUAAGACUACUUGGAGUUGAACUCUAGCAUGUGAGGCUCGGACAAGACUUGGGUUGGCUUGGCAUCUCGUAACUCGUGACAGGUUCUUGACGAUGCAUUUCUGUCUGCUGAAUCGGUAAUCCAGUAUGGCGUUGCACUCGCAUUCGGCGGCUCGGCCGGAACUCUGCCAAGACAACCACGGCGUGGCAGAGUGCACCUGAACUCGCAAAAAGCUUUCAAAGUUGUGCUUGAUAUCCACUUGGGCUCCGAGUAAAGACCUUGAAAGCCGGGAGUACGCACGGAGCAGAGUCCAAAACAGGUGAGGCUUCUCAGCAGACGUGAGGUUCGUUUGGGCGACGUGUAAAGCGUUAGUUGAUCCGAUAAAUCGCCGGAUCAGGACUGUGAGACCGAAGGCCCCAAUCGAGCGUGAUGGGAAGCUCAUCUCAGCCUUACGCCUACGCCGAACGUCAAAGGACUUUUUCGAAACGCACUAGACUGCUGCAGACAAUCGAGAUCUGGCGUGCGACGAACGCCGCGAUCCUCGGAAGCGAACGGGGCGCGAGCCACCUCGACAAUGAACAUCUUCAUCUCUGUACUCGGGGCUGGAAAUUGGUGCUUAUUUCAGGAACUGCCGGCCGGACGACCUGGAAAACCGGAAGAAAUUUUCACUGAGGAGAGGAGCAGACAGCGGUUCGUUGGGGGCUGAAGUGACAUAACCGUCGGGCCCUCGCCGCACUCAGGCAUGGGCGCGACUCAUGUAAAGGACGUAAAGGAAGCAAGACCCAGGCCAAGCCGCAUGGCGCUGACCAAAGGCUGGUGAGGAUCUCAGUGAUGUGUUUCUGGUUGACUGGUUGCCGGCACACCAAGGUUUCGUGGCC